CUCGUUUCAUGAUUGAAACCGAAAUAACUGUUUUUGCGCUUGUGAACCAAAAUAGUGACUGUUUCCAUCCGACCGACCGCAGUCGCCCGCUCCGUUCAAUAUUCCGACGUCACUACCAUGAACAGCGAUGAAUCUUUUGCAGCGCUCGUCAAUACCGCCAAUCCAGCAGCGUCCGGAUACCAUCAGCGACACUCCAACAACCCAUACAUCCAUUCAGAUUCUAAUACUACUCCGUCUGGUUAUCCUCCUUUACAACACCCAAAUCUCAUGGAUCCCUUCUUUGACGAUGACGACGACGACGCUUCUCACUCCAAUUUUGCUAUGUACUCUGCUCCCAGAUCAAUGCAGUCACAGGAGAGCGGUCUCCCUCUCGCUCGCUCAGCGGCACCCCCAGCUGGCAUAGGAGCAUCUUCUGCUUCUCUUGCAACUUCACCUAACGGACAACCACAAGGCUGGGCAUUUGACGAUGACGCUCUGUCACCCGCGUUCUCACCUAGCCCUGCCUUCCCAGGGGAACCAUCCUCAACACCACUCCGCCCGCUCAAGCGACGCAGAAGGUGGAAAUGGCCCUGGCAGAGGGACAAGGAAUUUACUGGCGAACGCAUAAUCACUCUCAACAACCCACUCAUGAACGACGACUAUUGCUCAAACUUUGUGUCUACGAGCAAGUACAACAUGGUCACAUUUCUUCCCAAGUUUCUUACCGAACAAUUCUCGAAAUAUGCCAAUUUGUUCUUUUUGUUUACAGCGUGCAUCCAGCAGAUUCCCGGUGUAUCGCCCACGAACCAGUAUACUACUAUCGCACCCCUGGCCGUGGUCCUCCUCGCUUCCGCAUUCAAAGAAGUUCAAGAAGACCUCAAACGACACCAAUCCGACUCCGAGCUCAACGCGCGACUUGGCAAGGCGCUCUCCGGGAACGCUUUCGCCGCACGGAAAUGGAAAGACCUGUGCGUAGGCGACAUUGUGCGCGUGGAGUCAGAUGAAUUCAUCCCAGCCGACCUGGUACUCAUAUCCUCGAGUGAGCCCGAGGGAUUGUGUUACAUAGAGACUUCCAAUCUUGACGGCGAGACCAACCUCAAAAUCAAACAAGCUUCCCCUCAAACUUCCUCGCUCACCUCCCCAUCCCUCGCAAGUGCUUUGCACGGUACAUUGCGGUCAGAACAGCCGAACAACUCAUUGUACACAUACGAGGGAACGUUGGAACUGUUGAGCGAUAUGAAUGUACCGAAGACGGUGCCGUUGGGCCCAGAUCAGAUGUUGUUGAGGGGCGCGCAGUUGAGAAAUACGCCGUGGGUAUAUGGGAUCGUAGUGUUCACAGGCCAUGAAACGAAGCUCAUGCGAAAUGCAACUGCGGCACCGAUCAAACGUACGGCAGUCGAGCGCCAAGUUAACGUCCACAUCAUCUUCCUCUUCGUCUUCCUUCUUGCUCUCUCACUCGGGAGUACGAUCGGCGCCAGCAUCAAUACAUGGUUCUUGUCCGGCCAGCAAUGGUAUUUAGCGGAGCCAAGCACAUUCACCGGCAAGGCAAAAGCAUUUAUUGAAGACAUCCUCACCUUUAUCAUCCUCUACAACAACCUCAUCCCGAUUUCCCUCAUCGUCACCAUGGAGGUCGUCAAAUUUCAACAAGCCCAACUUAUCAACGCCGAUCUAGACAUGUACUACGCGCCCUCGGACACACCUGCGCUCUGCCGGACCAGCUCGCUCGUGGAGGAGCUCGGACAGAUCGAGUUUGUAUUUAGCGAUAAAACGGGGACGCUGACGAGGAACGAGAUGGAGUUUAAGAAGUGCUCGGUUGCAGGGGUUCCGUAUGCUGAUGUGGCGGAGGAAGGUGGGGAGGAGGAGGAGGGUACGAGGACAUUCGAGGAGCUGCGGGGGAUAUUGUACGGGGAUGCAGGGAAGCCAGUUAGUGCGGGGGCGAUCGAGGACAGGGAGCGGGAGGCAGCUAGGGAGUUUAUGGCAUUGUUAGCGGUGUGCCACACGGUGAUACCGGAGGUGAAAGACGGGAAGACGCAUUAUCAGGCCAGUAGUCCAGAUGAGGCGGCGCUAGUGGCAGGGGCGGAAAUGUUGGGGUAUCAGUUUCACACUCGCAAACCCCGCUCUGUCUUUCUCUCAAUCAACAGCACCCCCGCCGAGUACGAGAUCCUCAAUGUGUGCGAGUUCAACUCGACGCGCAAACGUAUGUCGACAAUCGUACGUACGCCCAGCGGUUCGAUCAAGCUUUUCUGCAAGGGCGCAGACACCGUCAUCCUCGAACGCCUCGCCAAGUCACAGCCGUACACCGAGAAGACACUCAUUCAUCUUGAGGACUACGCAACUGAAGGCUUGCGCACUCUUUGCGUCGCCUACCGCGACGUUCCAGAGGCCGAAUACCGGCAGUGGGCCUCUAUAUAUGAGCAAGCAGCUGCAACGAUCAACGGACGUGCGGACGCUCUUGACAGUGCGGCAGAGUUGAUUGAGAAGGACAUGUUUUUACUCGGGGCGACGGCUAUUGAGGAUAAGCUCCAGGAUGGCGUGCCAGAUACGAUACACACGUUACAAAUGGCUGGGAUCAAGAUCUGGGUGCUUACGGGUGACAGGCAAGAAACUGCUAUCAAUAUCGGCAUGUCCUGUCGGUUGAUCUCGGAGUCUAUGAACUUGGUCAUCGUCAACGAAAAUAACUCGCGUGACACUGCAGAUUUCAUCCAGAAGCGACUUUCGGCGAUAAAGAAUCAGCGGAGCACAGGAGAGCUCGAAGAUCUGGCUCUGGUUAUAGACGGAAAAAGUCUAGGUUUUGCACUCGAGAAAGAGCUCUCAAAGUCAUUUCUGGAGCUCGCGCUCAUGUGUCGCGCAGUCAUCUGUUGCAGAGUAUCUCCACUACAAAAAGCUCUCGUUGUCAAACUUGUCAAGAAGAACCAGAAAAGUAUUCUCUUGGCCAUUGGUGACGGUGCGAACGAUGUGAGCAUGAUCCAGGCAGCGCAUGUGGGUGUGGGUAUCUCUGGAGUCGAGGGUCUACAAGCCGCGCGGUCUGCGGAUGUAGCAAUUUCACAGUUCAGAUUUCUCAAGAAGCUAUUGCUGGUUCAUGGCGCAUGGAGUUAUCAGAGGUUGUCGAAGCUCAUUCUUUACUCAUUUUACAAGAAUAUAACGCUCUACAUGACACAAUUUUGGUAUUCCUUCUUCAAUAAUUUCUCAGGGCAGAUUGCCUACGAGUCAUGGACGAUAUCGUUUUACAACGUCAUCUUUACUGUCCUCCCCCCUCUCGUCAUCGGCGUGUUCGAUCAGUUCGUAUCUGCGCGGAUACUAGACCGCUACCCGCAACUAUAUGCUCUUGGGCAGAAGAACGUAUUCUUUACGAAGACGGCAUUCUGGCUCUGGGUUGGCAAUGCGCUGUAUCACAGUCUCAUUUUGUUUACGUUUACUGUGAUUUUGUUCUGGGGAGAUUUGAAGCAGUCGACGGGGUUGGACUCUGGGCAUUGGUUCUGGGGUGCGAUGCUUUACCUGGCUGUCCUGCUCACUGUUCUUGGCAAGGCCGCUUUGGUUUCUGAUUUGUGGACAAAGUACACUGUUGCUGCGAUUCCCGGGUCGUUCGUUUUCACUAUGCUCUUCCUUCCUUUAUACGCCGUUGUUGCCCCUGCCAUUGGAUUCUCUAGCGAAUACUACGGACUUGUUCCUCGUCUAUGGACUGACGCCGUGUUUUAUUUUGUCCUCCUCCUCGUACCCAUCGUCUGUCUGACUCGUGACUUUGUUUGGAAAUACUACCGACGGACUUACAUCCCUCUUCCGUAUCAUAUCGCUCAAGAGCUACAAAAGUACAACAUUCCUGACUACCGUCCGCGCCAGGAACAAUUCCAAAAAGCAAUCAAGAAAGUCCGCGCCGUCCAGCGCAUGCGCCGGAACCGCGGAUUCGCAUUCAGUCAGACGGAGAACGGGCGUCAAGAUCAGGCGAAACUCAUUCGUGCAUAUGAUACAUCCAAGUCAAGCGCACGACCGUCGGGAUAUUAGACACGAGAGAGAGUCAUUUGCUUGAUCUGUCAUUCAUGGACUGUAUUGUAUAACUGGGACUAAUUCAAACACCAGCAUCUCGCCAUUUGUAGAAUGAUUCUUCAACGGAUUUUUUAUUGUGUUUUUGUUUUCAUUCGACGGUGAUGGGAUGACGUUGAAACACUGCCCAGUUCUUGAUUCGCUGCCGAGACAAGCAAGGGAUGGAAAAUUCCUAUCGAGGAGCGCAUUUGUCCUCUGGGUAGUGAAAAUUCAACUAGGGAGGCAAAUAACAGAGAGGUUGGUAUCUUGACCAGCAAUGAACCAUCGUGC
Molecule: messenger RNA, 4287 nt
Organism: Suillus clintonianus
Lineage: Eukaryota; Fungi; Basidiomycota; Agaricomycetes; Boletales; Suillaceae
Product: Ca-transporting ATPase
Exons: 21
Coding region: 118-3978 (1286 amino acids)
Biological process (GO): endocytic recycling; phospholipid translocation; post-Golgi vesicle-mediated transport
Cellular component (GO): plasma membrane
Molecular function (GO): magnesium ion binding; ATP hydrolysis activity; ATP binding
Source: RefSeq, a predicted model, not a curated record